AUGAGACCCGUUAUAGCGGUUCCGGCUACUGCUGCGCUCGUAUAUAGAGCGUACUCGCGAAAGUCACUGACCCCAAUCGGACUUCUUGCAGCGUUCGCGACAGCAGUUGUACACGCGUUACAUCCGUGGAGUGUAUUCUUUGCUCUUCUUGCAGUUUUCUUCUUGGCUGGCAGUACCGUAACGAAGGUCAAGCAUGAUAUCAAAGCGAAAUUGACACAGUCAGCGACAGGUGCAUCUGGUGGAGAAGGCACUCGCAACCAUGUUCAAGUUAUUGCGAACUCCGGCGUAGCCUCGGUGCUAAUAUUGCUGCACCUCUGGCAGCUAAGGAAAGAAGGGAGAUAUGGUGACCAGGGUCUAUGUUGGCAUAGAGGCAGCGACACGCUGGUGAUAGGUAUCGUAGCUAACUACGCUGCAGUCGCCGCAGACACUUUCUCCUCUGAACUCGGUAUCCUAUCAAAAUCGAAGCCACGUCUUAUAACAGCUCCGUGGCGCAUCGUCCCGCCUGGUACAAAUGGAGGGGUGACAGCGACUGGACUUGGUGCUGGGCUGCUCGGAGCUUUCAUACUCUCAGCCACAUCUACACUCUUUGUGCCCUUCUGCAAAGACUGGAGCUUCUCGCAAAAGACUGCAUAUACACUUGCUUUGACAGCUGCCGGUUUUGGUGGAACACUUCUCGACUCGCUCCUCGGUGCUCUUGUCCAAGCUAGCGUCAUCGACGUGCAUUCAGGCAAGGUGGUAGAAGGUGAAGGAGGCAGACGAGUUCUUGUACGCAGCAGUAAUCCGCUCCACCUCUCGAAAGUGGGUCAGAUACAAAGCAAAGUCAGCAGUCGUUCUGAAGGCUUGAAUGGCACUACGAAGACGAGCGGCGUGAACACUGCAGCGUCGGUCAAGGCAUCGGGGACAAUGCUGAAGGCUGGAGCGAGCGGCAAUGCAGUCGUGGACCCGCAGCAUGAGAGUCGGAAAAUCGAGGUUGGGAGCGAUCUACUAGACAAUAAUGCUGUCAACAUCCUCAUGGCGGCUAUGGUCAGUGUAGGAGCUAUGAUGGCUGCUUGCAUAAUCUGGGACCUGCCCCUUGACAGCAUGGUCGGAAUUCGCCGUAUCGAUCAACUCAAAACCGCUCCGCGUACUGUCAGCGCCACGUUGAUCAAGAUGUCUCUCCGCUUCGUUCCUAACAAGGCGCACCCCACGCAAACCGCCCUCGAGACUUCGGCACCCUCUGCUCCGGGUGUCCACGACACGCUGCGAUCUCGCCUCGCCCAGACUUCCAUAGCACCUACCGCAUCGUCGUCGUCGGCAGCACCCGUCGCUCUUCAGUCUGCCCACCCACUCGAGGCUCGUCUUACCCAAUGGCGAGACACCCAAGACCGCCUGAAGAUGGAAAUGCUGAGGCGACAGUUUGGCAUCGCAGAGCCAGUGCGCAGGGGUAUGGAGCUCAAGAUCGCUGAGGCAGGCGAGUGGAGGCCGGCAACCCUGGGCGGAAGCAGUGGCGUUCACCGGGACAUUCUGCAGGGACGAGAUUGUGAAAUUGGCUGGGAGGAUGUCUUCACAGGCAGCGAGCUACGUGAGGUGCCAGACUUCCACACGGAGAUUGAGCACAAGAUGAAGAUGAACUGGUAG
Molecule: messenger RNA, 1617 nt
Organism: Alternaria burnsii
Lineage: Eukaryota; Fungi; Ascomycota; Dothideomycetes; Pleosporales; Pleosporaceae
Product: ump1-domain-containing protein
Exons: 5
Coding region: 1-1617 (538 amino acids)
Biological process (GO): proteasome assembly
Cellular component (GO): membrane
Source: RefSeq, a predicted model, not a curated record